CGGCGACAAUGAUGGCAUGCAGCGUGUGCCUCACUUAUGUAUGACCGGCACCCAGGAUUAUGAACCCCGUCUUUCGCUCUUCGUUCAUCCCUUGCCCACCUUGGGCGAUACAUCUGGGCUAGCUAGGCUAGGCCACCUCUAUGCGCAAGAUCUCGAGGAGUACGGUGUGGAGCGUCGUCGGGGCAUGGUUAGCGGGUAGCAGCUGGGCGGAACAGUGCCACCUGAGGGCUCCGAAUGGACGCGAGGUGGUCGUCCCGUCGAAACCGAUUUCAAGCUCUGCGGGCGCGAGUGCCAGUGCAACGGCAACCGGGACCGCGACAGGGACCGCAACCAGCCCAACAGUCAGCGAGACGCCCUUCAAGUACGGGACGGAUACCAUCAGGGGCGUGAAUCUAGGAGGAUGGUUCGUGCUAGAACCGUGGAUAACGCCUUCGAUGUUCGAAAACACGGGCAACGACGACAUCGUGGAUGAGUUCACCUUCGGCCAGUUACAAGACGACGACGUUGCUUUGAAGGCUCUGCAGAACCAUUGGGAGACGUGGAUGACCGAAGAAGACUUUGCGAACAUGUCCGCGGCUGGGCUGAACCACGUCCGGUUACCGGUCGGGUACUGGUCGGUCCCUCUGACAUCGUCAGAUACGAAUUUCACGACGUCCGUCUCACCCUAUACCCCUGGCGCAUGGCCAUACAUCCUGCAAGCCCUCAACUGGGCAAAAGCACACAACAUUCACGUAAUCCUGGAUCUCCACGGCGCCCCGGGCAGCCAGAACGGGUACGAUAACUCGGGCCAGCGCACGAGCAACCCGCAAUGGGCCAACGCCUCUACGACGAACGUCGCUCGAACGCUCGAUAUACUCCGUUUCAUGGUCAAGAACGUCGGAGGCAUGGUCGACGUUAUCGAGCUCCUGAACGAAGCCGCCGGGUUCACGAGCAGCCAGUUCGCGGAGACGGUCCGCCAGUUCUGGCAAGACGGCUAUGACGUCGUGCGAGAAGCCGCAGGAGGCGGUAUCAAGGUCAUGAUCGGAGACGCUUUCUUGGGCGUAGAUAGUUGGGAGGGCUUCCUCACCUAUCCGUCCGCGGAGGGCGUCAUCAUGGACAACCACGAGUACCAGAUCUUCAGCGUCGAGGAGCUCUCCCGGUCCGAAGACGAGCACAUCGCGUUUGCGUGCAACACGACGCUGCCCACCCUCAAGGUGUUCGCCGCCUCGAAUAUCUACACCAUCAUCGGCGAGUGGAGCAACGCCCCGACGGACUGCGCAAAGUGGCUGAACGGACGCGGCGUCGGCGCGAGGUGGGACGGGACGUGGUUUGACGCGAAUACCCCGCUCGGGAACUGCACGGGCUGGACGGGGGACAUGAGCACCUUCAGCGACGACUACAAGACCUUCCUGCGCAAGUAUUGGGAAGCGCAGGUGGCGAUUGGGGAGGCGAUACAAGGUUGGAUCUUCUGGACGUGGAAGGCCGAGAACGCGGAUGAAUGGAGCUAUCAGAAGGGGCUCGAAGGCGGAUGGAUCCCCCAGGAUCCGACGGAUCGAUUGUACCCAGACAUUUGCGGAUGAUGAAACGGUCGGUCCUCAGUAAUACAUCACAUUUUUGGUUUGUAUCGUAGAGAACAUUCGUAAC
This is a messenger RNA of Punctularia strigosozonata HHB-11173 SS5, 1623 nucleotides long. Its product is annotated as glycoside hydrolase family 5 protein. Gene Ontology annotation, cellular component: extracellular region; cell surface. The transcript is spliced from 8 exons. The record is from RefSeq and is a predicted model, not a curated record. Gene Ontology annotation, molecular function: beta-glucosidase activity. Bases 141 to 1559 code for a protein of 472 amino acids. Gene Ontology annotation, biological process: glucan catabolic process. NCBI's taxonomy places the organism in Eukaryota, Fungi, Basidiomycota, Agaricomycetes, Corticiales, Punctulariaceae.